AUGUCUUCGUCGCCAAGCCGGAUCGCCGAGCUGGCAUCCGCCGUAGCCCAACAUACGCAGCGCAUCGAUGCCUAUCUCGCUGAGAAGGGCCUGCCAUAUCCCUCGUUCGAGGCCGACGGGCCUGCAGACUUGGGCCUGCCCCCGGACCUUGAGCUGUCUCGGACCUUAGUGCUGCAGGCAAGCCAGGAGCUCAACGAUCUAUUGCAGGGACCGCGAGACUUGCUCUUCAACCACCAUCACAACUCCCUUGUAUACCUGAAAGCAAUUUCGCGCUUCGACCUUGCCAACAAAGUGCCCCUCGAUGGAGAAAUCCCCUUUGCCGAUCUGGCUGCCUCGGCCGGCAUCGACUCCGCUGCGCUCACCACCAUUCUCCGCUUUGCAAUCGCCCAGCGGAUUUUCAGAGAACCUCGCCCGGGGGUGAUUGCCCACUCGUCGGCUUCCAGGCAAAUCGCAGAAGACACACGGGUGGCCAGCUGGGUGGGAGCCAAUGUAGACGACAUGUGGCCCGCGGCCGAAAGAGUAGUCGAUGCUCUGCAGAAAUGGCCGCUUGCCUCGGAGCCGAAUCAGACUGGCUUCGCACUUGCCAACGGAACAGAAGACUCGUUCUACGCGGAACUAGAGAAAAACCCCGAUCGAGCACGCCGCUUCGGCGGCGCAAUGAGCUUCUUCACCACGGGCGAUGGAUAUUCGCUGCGCCAUCUGGCCGACGGAUAUCCCUGGGCCAGCAUCCUCUCGUCAUCCGACGGAAAAGGCACCGUUGUCGACCUCGGCGGCUCGCAUGGCGACGCAGCAUUUGCGAUCGCGCGAAGUUACCCUAAUCUCAGUCUCAUCGUGCAGGAACUGCCGCAGGUAGUUGCCAACUCCACGGAGGAGGAAGGGCUGAACGUGAAGUUUAUGGUGCACGACUUCUUCGAAGAGCAGCCCGUGCAGGGCGCCGAUGCGUAUCUGUUCCGCUGGACACUGCACAAUUGGCCGGAUAAGUACUGCGUGAAGGCGCUGAGGGCGCUGGUUCCGGCUCUGAAGACUGGGGCGCGCGUGCUUGUGAUGGACUUUGUGAUGCCGCCGCCGGGAGUGCUGCCGAAUGAUUUGGAGCGGAAAUUGAGGGCUAUGGAUCUUACAAUGUUGGAGAUUGGCAAUGCGAGGGAGCGCGACGCCGAGGGAUGGACUAGUCUAUUCAACCAGGCUGAUCCACGAUUUGUCUUUAAACGCGUGAUACAGCCCGAGGGCUCUCGGCUUGCCAUUCUUGAAAUAACUUGGGAGGGCUGA
This is a messenger RNA of Talaromyces atroroseus, 1266 nucleotides long. RefSeq lists its product as hypothetical. NCBI's taxonomy places the organism in Eukaryota, Fungi, Ascomycota, Eurotiomycetes, Eurotiales, Trichocomaceae. The transcript is spliced from 4 exons. The coding region runs from base 1 to 1266 and encodes 421 amino acids. The record is from RefSeq and is a predicted model, not a curated record. Gene Ontology annotation, molecular function: O-methyltransferase activity.